AUGGAACUACAACUUCAAAUAUAUUUGAUUUUAGGAAUUGGAUCAUUCUUUAUUGCUGCAUUAGUUCUCUCCAAUUCCUUAUUAAUUUAUUAUGUGAUAAAACUUUACAAGAAAGUUUCCGAAGAACGCAAUGAAAAUUCUUAUCUCAGAAAAUAUGAAAGCGGAAUUAUUAAUAAUGCAGUGGAAGUUGAUGACGAAUUAAGUAGACGAUAUACAAUGCAUACUCCCGAGCCUCAAUCGCUUCAAUCGCUCGAAAUAACUAGACAAGAUGAUCGAAGUAUGAAGCGUAAAGUAAACAAGGAUUCAAUGAAACCAAACAACGUUCGUAGAGUUUCUAGAGACUCUGUAAUUGAUGUAAGCGAAGAAUUUAAUUGGCGUACAGAGGCAAACUCUAAAUAUAAUGCAAAUAUUACAUUACAGCAACGUGAAGAUGGAACAUUCAACAGCGUGCAUGAAUCACGAACAGCAUUUAACGAUCGAUAUUAA
Messenger RNA from Chironomus riparius, 486 nucleotides. The record is from the annotation of a GenBank genome assembly. NCBI's taxonomy places the organism in Eukaryota, Metazoa, Arthropoda, Insecta, Diptera, Chironomidae.